CAGACCGGCAGUUCUGAGGCAGCGAGCUAGGCCGCGAGCGGCGGCUGCCAUGGAUGACGAGGGCGGCGUCUCCCCGUCCCACCACGGCGGCGGCGGCGCCGGAGGAAGCAUCCGCCUGCAAUGCGAAUGCGGCUUCAAGGACGACUACAGCCUCGACGACACCGAGGACGGCCGCUUCUACUGCGGGCGGUGCUACGGCGACCUCGACACCCAGGCGACCGCCGUCGACCACGCCGACUUCCAAACCCCGGGCAACAUGUCCUUCCACCGAGUUUCCUAGCCCACCAAGAACCCCAAACCCCAGCA
Messenger RNA from Triticum dicoccoides, 306 nucleotides. Its product is annotated as TATA box-binding protein-associated factor RNA polymerase I subunit B-like. The transcript has a single exon. The coding region runs from base 50 to 280 and encodes 76 amino acids. Lineage: Eukaryota; Viridiplantae; Streptophyta; Magnoliopsida; Poales; Poaceae. The record is from RefSeq and is a predicted model, not a curated record.